Molecule: messenger RNA, 885 nt
Organism: Gastrolobium bilobum
Lineage: Eukaryota; Viridiplantae; Streptophyta; Magnoliopsida; Fabales; Fabaceae
Product: glycine-rich cell wall structural protein 2
Exons: 1
Coding region: 229-675 (148 amino acids)
Source: RefSeq, a predicted model, not a curated record
UUAGUGUUGCACUAACUCGGGUUCACGGGUUGUGUCUCUCUCUUAUGAGUCAUACCUCAUUUAUCAUGAAAACCAUUAUAUAAGCCACUUUCAUCAGUUCAUGCACUAUGCACCCAACGCGUCAAACUUCACAAGAUUCACAAUAUAUAUAUCCCACUUUUUUUUUUUUCUCUCUUCCAACAAAAAAACAAAAAACAAAAAACAAACCUACUUCUCAGUUCUCACAAAAUGCUAUCAUCCAACACUCUUAAACACUUGGCUCUCUUUCUUGUCUUUUUUAUCACUUCCACGGCGGCAGCCGGAAGAAAUCUCCGAUUUGAUAUGGCAAGUGGUGGUGCACCGCCGUCUGGAACCCCCUCGGGUGCCACCGGUUCGGGCCAUGGUGCAAACUGGGACUAUAGUUGGGGAUGGGGGUCCGGACCCGGAACUGGCUGGGGUUAUGGUUCCGGGUCAGGGCGCUCUCCAUCAGGUUUUGGUAAAGGCUUUGGCUAUGGUUUUGGAACCGGGUCUGGAUCUGGAUCCGGGUAUGGAUAUGGGUCUGGUAGUGGUGAUGCUCAUGGUGGUGGUUAUGGGUCGGGAACUGGUUCAGGCAACUCUGGUGGUGGCGGCUUCGGAGGAGGGAGUGGCAAUAACCGUUCACCCUCGGCGUCUAGGGGCAAAACCAGCCAUGGUUAAAAAAAUGUAAUGGCAUGGUGUAUCCUCUUGAUAGUAAUAGUAUGAUAUUAAAUAUUACUAUCUAUAAUUGUCUUAACGUUGGUGUGUGUAUGCAUAUAUGGUAGAUAUAGCUAGAGCUUGCUAGCCAUAUAUAUAAAGCUUUGAAGUUGCUAUAGGCCCAAUGAAAAUCUUAAUAUAUUGAUGUAUAAUUUGUAAUGCUAAGUAUUUUCU